Molecule: messenger RNA, 1059 nt
Organism: Alternaria burnsii
Lineage: Eukaryota; Fungi; Ascomycota; Dothideomycetes; Pleosporales; Pleosporaceae
Exons: 1
Coding region: 1-1059 (352 amino acids)
Source: RefSeq, a predicted model, not a curated record
AUGGCUGAGCCACUUACCGUCGAUUCUGUAGGCGCCAUUCAGGCGAUGAUCCAGGAGCUACACAUCCGAGCCGAAGGUGGAAAUUCUGUCGACGAAGAGACACUUGCCCUUCGGAUGCUUGCUGCCACCAGCGCUGAGCCUGAUUAUGAUCUCUCGCAGGUCAGGCGUCUUGAUGACGGGCAGGCCCCUGGCCCAGUCACUGCCAGUGCCGACGGAGAUGACAAGUUCAAUCAGCUCGCAGAGCUCAUGAUGGGCAACACCAAGACCCCAGACCAGCAAGUUGCGGAGGGCAAGAUCCCCACGACCAGCCCCGUUGUCGUCAUGGACCCUUACUCCAAGCAAAAUGCUCAAUCCAACUUUGCCACCCUCAAAGACGCUCAUUCCAUUAUCCAGCUGUAUUCGAAUUUGAUGCAAGUCCAGCAGAAGCCUACCGGAUUCAACAUCACAUCCGAAGCAGCAUCUGGGUUCGCCUUCCAAGCGAGGCAAGCCUACAAUGCCAUGAUGGGUCCUCUUGCGGGCUACUACAACUUCUCCGCUGGCUCUGUGCAGAAAUACAGCAACCAGCUCGAGCGCAACCAGAUCCAUGACGAUUUUCUUGGCAAGGUCUUUGACGGAUUUGGGUUCGACAAGGCCACUUUAGCUGCUCUGGACACCAAGCUGACAACUUUCGUCUCUGCUAUCAAGGGCAUCAAUCCUGGCGCCGCACAGCCGUCCACUUGGGACUUUUCCCAGAUGCUUGGCCUGUGUCCCAAGCUCAACAUUACAGCCGACGAUUCCGACCCCGAAUGGGUAUUCAACCCUACCACGUUCCUCUUGUAUAUGCAGGUCGACGCUAAGACAUUCCGCGAGAGCAUUAGCAAGAACAACUCGGUCGACAAGGUCAAUUUCAAUUUUCAGUUGACUGUGACCAAGUGCGAACUCAACGUCCGCCGUUUCGAAGCUGACCGGGUCAAGUUUGACAAGAUGUUCAACUUGGUCACCAGCCACAACCUCAGCGCCUAUAGCGACAUGUUGAACCAGACAAUUCAGCAGAAGAACGAUCUCGCCAACCCGAAGUAG